Serendipita indica DSM 11827 is the source of this 2217-nucleotide messenger RNA. Lineage: Eukaryota; Fungi; Basidiomycota; Agaricomycetes; Sebacinales; Serendipitaceae. The record is from the annotation of a GenBank genome assembly.
AUGAUCAAGUACCAGCCAGAGUCCAGGAAGUGGGACUACGUAUCUGGCCAAGCGAGAUUACCAGUGCAAUGGAGCAUGUGGUUAAGUCAUACGCGCCAUGACGCGCCCUCUCUGGAGGAGCUUCAAACAGACUUGAUGAGACAACGUCGCGUCCAAGCUUCCGCGCUCGAACUUGAGGCUCAAUACGACGCCGAGCGAGCAGCUCAAAAGCUUGUACCCGAGCCAGCACCUCGGCAAACUCCAGAAAGCCCCAUCAAGACCGAGUCUGCGCCAGUACAGCCAUCGCCACCUCAACGAGAGCGAAUGAAGAUGCCGCCGUCUGCCCCGCCUCCAGAAACGCAAGCUUGGUCUCCGAAAGUUCGACGCCCAAGUCGCAUCGCGCGUCCAGCGAAUGACGAGAACGCUCCAAGCCGUUUGGGCGUCAUCUCGCGCAUGUCCAAGCCCGCUGUUCUCGGAGACAAGGCGACGACAAAGCCUGUCGUAAAGGAAACUGCGCCUCUAAAGCCCACCGUCGCGUCAGUGCGACCUCGUGCCGCCCUCAGCACCCAGCAGCAAGAAAACACCAACGUCGCCGGCAAACGCAAACGCGACGCUCUCGGCGAUGCGACAAAUGGAAAAGUAAAAGUCGACGCGUCAAGCAAACCAAGCAUUGCUGUCGCACCCGUUGCGCGGCCCGCCUCCAGCCUCCAAAGGGCCUCAUCAACGUCCUCAAAGCCGGCCGCCGCAAGCACUACCGCUGCUGCUGCACGCGUCCGUGCUCCUCUCGGCGUCAAGUCCAAGAAUAUCAACCCUACGACUAGCAUUAAUGACAAGGGAAAGCAAUCCGACACCGAGAGCACCGUCUCGUCCGCGGCAAAUGCACGCAUCAUCCGUCGUCCAGGCUCGGUGAAGCGCACUCUCCCGUCCACCACGACGGCGGCAGCAGCAGCGGCAAAGACGAGUGUUACCGUCUCUCGCAAGGUCACUCAGACCGUCCGCGAGGAGACCAAAACGCAGGUGGUUGAUGGCCACAAGGCGCGCGUCGAAAGGAUUCGAGCAACGACAAAGGUCCAAAAAGUUGCAGUGCGCGAAGAUGUUGAUGAAGAUGAGUUGCGCUCGCACAAGCGACCUCGUUUGUCCUCUGAAGACCGCGAGGUACCAGAGGCAAAGGAGCUGACCAAGGUUACUGUCGAAAAGGUCAAAGAGGUGUUGACCCAGGUCACUCGCAAGGCCGAAGACGAAACUCCGGAUGAUCUCGACAAGGAGGACAGCGAAGACCCCCUGAUGGUCGCCGAGUAUGUCGUUGAAAUCUUUGAAUAUCUCCGUGCUCUGGAGAAAACGACUAUGCCCAACCCGAGGUACAUGGAAUUCCAAAAGGCACUCAAGCCUCAUAUGCGUGGCAUCCUUGGAGACUGGAUCAUCGGCAUCCACCGAUCGCUUCGCAUGGUUCCAGAAACGCUCUUCAUCGCCAUGAACCUUGUCGACCGCUUCCUCUCCGUUCGUGCCAUCUCCAUCGAAAAGGUUCAACUCGUCGGCGUCGUCUGCCUUCUCAUCGCAUCAAAGUAUGAAGAGAUUUGUGCCCCGACCAUCUCUAUGAUGCUUCGCUUCUCGGCCAAGGGUUCCGGCGUUGACGAGAUUAAAGAGGCAGAGAAGUACGUCCUCAAGAGUUUGAAGUACAACCUCAGCUACUCGAGCCCAAUCACCUUCCUCCGACGCAUCAGCAAAGCCGACGGAUUCGACGCCGAGUCGAGGACCCUUGCCAAGUAUCUCGUCGAGAUUUACUGCGUUGACUAUGAGCUCGUCCAAUUCCCUCCCUCUUGCAUCGCAGCUGCGGCAAUGUGGCUCGCCAGACUUGCUCUUGAUCGUGGUGAAUGGGUUAGCAUCGCGUUUCUUUCUCCUUCUACAACAGCUGAUGACGUCCUCCAGACUGCCAACCUGGCUCACUAUGCCGGCUACAAGGAGGCGGAGAUUCUUCCAUGUGUCAACGUCAUGCUCAAUUAUAUUCUCAAGGACCCACAACACUCUGCCAUCUUUGAAAAGUAUGCGUCGCGCAAGUUUAACAAGGCGUCGGUGUACAUGCGCUCGUGGGCGCUCGCUCGAUGGGAUCAAGGAUCCGAAGUGGAUCUCCCUGAGUGCCUCGAGGCGCUCAUGGAGGACUCGAGACUGCGCGUGUUGGCUGGACGAGGAGGUGUCGUGGAGCUCAUUGAGGGACCCAAUUUUGGAGACGAGGCUCGCUAA